Adineta steineri is the source of this 594-nucleotide messenger RNA. The record is from the annotation of a GenBank genome assembly. Lineage: Eukaryota; Metazoa; Rotifera; Eurotatoria; Adinetida; Adinetidae.
AUGGUUCAAGUAUGGUUUCGACGGAACCAACAUAUUUCAUCGAGAAUCAAUAUAGAUCCUGAUUCAAAUAUUGAUAAAUUAAAACAAGCCAUUUUUGGCCCAGCUGAUGUGGGACAAUAUCGGACAACGUAUAAGAACGAAAUAUUGACGCCAUCUGCGAUAGUUCCACAGGAUACAACUGAUGAUAUGCCAAUUGUAUUUAUUAAAAUUGAAUCACAAGAGCUUGGUUGUGGAGGUUGUUCUUGUGCCGAGUGCCACAAGUGUUGUGAUUGGCAUUUUAUUGGUAAUCAAAACGAGUGGAAUUGUGUCUGCAAUUACCAGAAUUGGGGAGAUACAGAUUGGGAUGAUUGGUGCGAUGGUUCUAUACUUUUUGAGAAAUUUGAUGGCGCAACCUGUAAUUAUCCUCUUUUUCCUGUUCAUCCUGAUGAUCGUGUUAUUGUUAAGCAUACUGUUCCUGCUACUGUUAAGCGUCCUUAUAAUAUUGCGGUUAGUCGUCGUGAUAUUGACCCGUAUUAUCAUGAGGAGCCUCGUGCUGAAGUUGUUGUUUAUCGUGUUGUUUACAGUGCUCACGUAUGUCUGUGCAUGAAACACUAA